Ruditapes philippinarum (Manila clam) is the source of this 5666-nucleotide messenger RNA. RefSeq lists its product as uncharacterized. The record is from RefSeq and is a predicted model, not a curated record. The transcript has 6 exons. Bases 1 to 2940 code for a protein of 979 amino acids. Lineage: Eukaryota; Metazoa; Mollusca; Bivalvia; Venerida; Veneridae.
AUGGAGAAAGUUGACAUCGGAGCCGUCAUUAAGUACCUCUGUAAGAAAGGGAUUUCCCCCAAGGAAAUUCACGAAGGCUUCUUGGAUACACUUGGGAUGGAGUCCCCUUCCUAUAGUACUGAAGGACUGAAAAUGGCAGAGUCUGCUGAUAUUGUGAUGGAUAUAAGUAAAGUCAUCAUAAGAAACUUUGUUGCCCUCAAGAAAUAUAUGCAUCCUGAUCCUUUAAUUGAUUGUGACACAGGCUUUGAAUUACUCACGAUCACAGACAGAAGGAAUAGCAAGGGUAAGGACAUUACAGAUAAAAAUGAAAUGAUUUUGAGAAAAGUAAUAUCCAAAGGUGUUAAAGGUUACAGUGACUUUAAAGAGCGGCUUAAAAAGACUUGGCAGACUGAACUAUUAGACCUAUUGACUUGUGCAGAGAAUGAACAGGACACAACAGAGAUAGAGAGUCGGCUUAAGAAAACCGCAGUGUUAAGUCAAGAGUAUAUCAAACACAGAGGUGAACUUAAAGAUUGUUUGAUAGUAUUCUACAAAAAGAGACACAGUAAAAUUUUUCUGUCGCCACUUUUUGAAGAGAAAGACACACCCUUGCUUCCUUUCUAUAUCAGACCAGAGUUGAACUCAAUUGCCUCAACACAGACGGGAAAUGAUGAUAAAAUACCAGUCAAAUCGCUAUCGGAGAUGUUCAAAUCUGUACAUAAAGGUAACCGAGAAAUAUAUGUACCCGCUGAUGCUGGAGUAGGAAAAACAGCAUUUUCAAAGUAUCUGGCAAACUUAUGGUGUCAAUUCAAUUGUCCAGAUGAAGGCAUGACACAAUAUUUUGCUGAGGAUGAUUUAGACUGCAUGCAAGAAUUUGAUUUCUUAUUCCUAGUCUUAUUGAGAGACUCGUAUAAUUUAUGUUCUAUAGAUGAUCUCAUAUUUGAAACGAUUGUUUCAAAUUUAGGUUUUCAAAAUGAACCCUCAAAAGAUUUCCUGUUAAAGAUUUUGAAAAAUGAGAAAUAUCUAGUUAUACUUGACGGACUGGAUGAAUGGACCCACCCCAAGAGGAAAUGUUCCAGAAUGCCACGAUCGAUCCCCCACAGGAAUGACCGAGAAAAUUGUACAAUACUGACUACCACACGACCAUGGAAAUUAGAUGUUUUGCAACUUAAGUCGAGUGAGAUAGGCGAAAAAGUAGAACUUACAAAACUAAGUAAAAACUCGGCAGAUACCCUUACAAGGAGGAUAUUACAAAUAUUAAAACCUCAGGUAAGUGAGGAUGCAUUACAAAAAGACGUCACAAAAUUGAAAGAAGAAAUAAAUAGUAGAAAAAACGCCGAACUUACUUCUGUGCCUCUACUUUUAAUAUUUACAAUUUGUUUAUGGUGCGACGGUGCUAAAAUAGGAAAUUCAAAAUGUGAUAUCUAUGUUAAUCUGAUCGAGCUACUCUUAUCGAGAACGACUCGGAAGCAGAGACAACUCAAACAGCUGGACAUUUCUUCCAGUGACAUCCCAAAAUACUUUGCUGAAUAUGAAAACUGUAUGAAAUACUACCUACUCCUGGUGAAUCUAGGAAAAUUAGCUUUUUAUACAUUACUCAAUGAAACAAAGGAAAACACGCUUGUAUUUGCUGAAUCAGUAGCCAAAAAAUAUCUCUCAACAGACGAGAUGAAGUUCACACUCCACUCAGGGAUGUUGUCUGAAAGUACAUCCAAAACACUAACAAAAAAGUAUAGUAAAGUAUCGUUUUUCCACAAAACAGUUCAGGAAUUCUUUGCUGCCAUAUUUAUAAGUUCACAAAGUGACGCUCAGAAAACUGUUCUAGAAAAAUGUAGAAAUCUUCAAGACAUUCUGGACAUGUCAAACAUUUGGGAAUUCAUAAGUAAAUUGAAUGCUGACCGGAUGUGUGCAAUAUCAAAUGACUUGAUGACUGUGAGAAAUGAAGACGAGAAAACGCGCGACUUUAGGAUAAGGACAUGUGUCGAACACUACAUAUACACUAUUCCAUUUUAUGUUAUACAGACAAUGUUCAUGUCGUGUUUGCAAGAAAUGCCUGAAAGUGAAAAUAUUCAAUUAUGUUUACAAGAUUUCUUCAUUGACGCGAUCAACGAGCACAGUGAACUGUUACAACGUUUAUUAAAACAAAAUAAACACAACAUAAAAUCCCUUUAUAUAGACACCAUUAAUACUUCAAGAAAAUUACAUGAACUUAUAGAUUUAUUCUCUCUCACAGAUCUAUGUCAUAUACAGACACUUUUUUAUGAAGAUGACGAGGAGAAGGAAGCUGAGAUCAAUCUAAUAUUGUUUCCCAGUUUGCAAAGUGUUACUUUGCGGACUGGUAAAUGGACAAAUGGUGAAGAAACUCUGAAUGAAAAUUUGGCCCGAUGUCAAAAAUUACAAUAUUUACAUAUUAGCAGCUUCACGUUAUCUCACAAAAUAAUGGAAACAAUAUUCAAUUUUGUCUACCAUCAAAAAUUAAUGAAAGAAUUAACAUUAAAGGGGUUAAAAUGUAAAGAACACGUCGGCCAUGAGUGUGAGAGAUGGAACUUAGACGUGUCUCAACACUCAACACUAACAAAGUUAAAGUUGCGGAACUUUCCUAGAUUACACUUAAAUAUAACGACUCCGUCAUUAGUUAAUGUUAAGUUGUCGUCCAUCAAUCUAGAUGAAAGUUCUUUAAUACUGUCAUGUGACAUGUUGAAUAUUGCUCAUUUGGAGUUGAAGGAGAUAGAUAUGUCUGCAGGAAGUUUACAGAAGAUUACCCUGCUGGAAAAUCUGCCGCAGACAGUUACAGUAGAGAUGGGUUACAUAAAACCGUUCACAGAGUAUGACCGUAUUAGAGAAAAUAUUCGGAGAUCACAAACAUUUAAUGUGAUACGAGACGACGACUGGCUUAGCGUCGUUAAGUUGGAAAAAAGUUCAGAAAAGACCAAAAAAGAAAAACAUUGUGAAAUAAGCUGAAGACAUUAAUUUAAAUAUUGUAAAUGAAAAUACUUAGAAAAAACCAAAACAAAAAACAGAGACUUAUCAAACUUAACUUUAUCGAUUCAGUAUAUUUACAUUCAGACUAAUGAUAGACAAUUUGGAAGUUAAUUAAGUGACAGUAUAGAAAACAUUUAAUUGAAAAGAAUAAUGCACGGACGAUUUUACGGAACUAUUUCAUAUACAAUUUGAAUAGUCGUCAUUAAAAAAGGAAAUAGUUGACAGAUUUUUCACAGAAAACAAAAUAUUGAACAUUCGGUCAUAUCAUAUGUCUAAUAUCACUUGUCAGCGGCCGUGGAAUAUUUGUGAUGCAGAAUCAAUGAUGACACCAAAACAAUGAAAAUGAACUACUUAUCAACAUAGACAUGUUUCUUUCUUGCCAAUGUAAUAAUUCUUAUAUUAUCUUAAAUGAUUUUCCGCUCAAUAAACUGCAAAUGGAGAUAGAAAAAUGGUACUCGAAGAUAGCCUCCAGGAAGAUAUUGCUGACAAUUUGCCUCAUCUCACAAAUUUACGAAGCAAAAAUUUCAGCUUCACCAAUCUACAGGGAUGAUGAGAAAUUUACUCCUGGUUCCCGGCUUAACGAAAACAAACCCAAAAGCAAAUUGUUUAAAACAUGGUUUCAUCACCAGUACCAUGUGUAUGCUUCUUGUUCCUGGUUUAACUGUGUAAAAAUACAAACUUGCAUCACAAGUACCAUACUGAUAUCUGAUUUCAUCAAUGCAACUUCACAUCAAAGAAAAUUACACCAUGACCGCUGUCAAAUGUUUAAGAACUAAGAAACUCUUUUAUCAGUGAAUUGAAUUCCUACCGGUAGAAAACACAAAUGUAACCACAGCUAUAAUUACACUAAGCCAUGAUUAAACUUAUGUAGAAAAAAAAUCUAGUUUAAGCAAGUCGAUUCGAAAUAUUUUUACUUCAUAAUAUUUGCAUUAAUACUAUUUUUUGCAAUUUAAGAGUGAAGUGAUAUAUCAAGAAUUGUUAAACAGUAAAUGAUUUUACUAUUAAGAUGAUUGUAAAGCCUGGUAUAUGUAUAGAUGUUUAUUGUACUAUUAGACUGGAAUUCUGUAUUAUUGUAGGAUUUUGAUGAUAGUUUCGCGCUUAUUUUUAUUCAUUCAUUUUUCUGCAGUAAUAGUUGCUGAUGACAUAAAGGAAACUUGAAAGUUAUUAAAUUGAUGCUCUAUAUGUAUAGAUAAGAUAAGUGAACAUGUUCUAUUUUGCUGUUCGUGAUGUUAGUAUUAACAUUGAUAUAUUUUCUCAUGAUUGAUAUGUACAUGUAUAUAAGUUAGUAAUUUAGAUUUUUACAGGUUAUAUGGACAGUUAUAAUCCUACACAUUUAUAAGGUCGCUUUUCACUGGAUAAUCUUGACGUUUAUAUACUUAUUACUUGUAUUCUGUCAGAAGAUUUUAUGUAUUACAUAUUUAUGAUAAUGGCACAGCUUCUGUCUUUUUCUAAAAUGGACUAUAUAUCUUGAGUGUGCAACAACCUUGUAUAUAGAUGAUGUCCUGUUCAAGUUGACAUUACACAUGUACAGUAUGAUAAAAUUAGUUAUAAAGGUUGUUGACAGGUUAUAUGGCCCAUCACAAUCACUUGUGAGAUUUUAUAACCUGACCCGCUUGACUUUGGUUAUAUCGCACGGCCAUAUAUCCUGUCAAGAAUCUCAAACGAAUUUAUUUAACAACCUAAUUCCUUAGAAUGAAGAAAUGGGAAAAUGUCUUCAUAAAUAAUUGCAGCCAUAUUUUAUUAGUUCUAUAGAUUUUUGACAGGUUAUAUGGCCCUAUAUAAAUGAUUAUAUUGCAAACAACCGUUUUACAGUCAUAUAACCUGUGAGAAAAAAAUUUAUUACGAGUUUAUAAUAUACAGCAAGCAUCUUUUUAGAGAUAAAAGUGAGAUGUCUUCAUAAAUUGAAAUCAGUCGUGUAUAUAAAAUUAUAAGUCCAAUGAAAAGGGACGUUACAAAUGUGCACCAUUAUAAAAAUGUGAUAUACAAUCAUGCAAUAUUAGGAUUUCUCGUCAUUUUGUUUUUCAUUCAACAUUGGUUGAAUAUUUUGAUUGUUCUGUAAAGUUAUUGUUUUCUUUUGUCCUUGCAUUUAUAUAUUUUGGUUACUCAUAGAUGUAUUUAUAUGUAGAGGGUUGCGCUGAUUUGAUACAGAUUUGUAUAUACAACAAUAUAUAUAUUAAUUGUCAAUGUUGUUUACAAAAUGUUCUAGUCUGAUACAAUGUAUUUUUUGUAAAUAUAGAUGUAUAUACACUAUACUUAUGAGUUCUCAUUAAAUACAUAUUAUGCCCAAAUUUCAUAUUUGAAAAGAAACAAACUGAUUAUUACUAUAAAGCCUAUUUUAAAAUGUAUAAUAAACAUCUUUUGAAUACACACAGAGAAGAUAUUUUCUGUUUUAAAUUCUACAGACUACAGGUAAUAUCAGUAUAAAUGCAUGGUGUCAUUAAAUUUUUAAGGGACUCCACUGAGGGUUUUUUACAUGAACGUACUGAAAUAUUUUUUGUAGAUAAAUGUACCAUUUGAUGUAGGUUUAGACCACUAAUCCUUGUGCAAAAUUUCAGAUCAUUCGCGCACUUCGUUUUGCAGAAUAAUUAUUCAAAUUGUAAAAAAUGACCCAAAAUGAAAAGCGUUUAAAUGCUUUUCACUCAAAUCGAGCAAAGAAAGGCAUAAAAGUACGAGUUUCAAUUUAUUUCAAAGUAUAUUUCUUAACU